This is a messenger RNA of Botrytis porri, 588 nucleotides long. RefSeq lists its product as uncharacterized. The record is from RefSeq and is a predicted model, not a curated record. NCBI's taxonomy places the organism in Eukaryota, Fungi, Ascomycota, Leotiomycetes, Helotiales, Sclerotiniaceae. The transcript has a single exon. Bases 1 to 588 code for a protein of 195 amino acids.
AUGGGCCUUCUCCAGGAGAAUCAAGAUCCUCCUUCUACUUCUCCACAAGUUUCAAAUCGUGAAAAACUUGCCUCCGGAUACAUCAGACCUCAUAGCACCGACUCAGUCCGAACAACAACCUCUUCACCACCCACCAUCCAGCCCGUAGAUCUGGUGACCUACACUCUAUCCUUCCAAAGCACCAAAGCGCACCACGGAUUCGAUGCAAAUAAAUACACUCUAUCUGAUGACAUCUCUCAGUAUUCAUCAACGCUUUCCCUUCAGAGCGUUGAUAAGAAAGCAUUUAGAGAGAGAACCGAAAAAUGGAUUGAGGGGGUUGAGCGUGGGGAAUGGGAGACGAGGAGGUCAGAAGGGUUGGGAGUUGGAAAGGGAAGGGUAGAUGAAGGAGUUUCUCAUAGUAAAAGACGUAAGAGAUAUAGAGAAGGGAGGGGUAUGGUGGGUGAUGAUGAUGAUGAUGUACGUGGAAAGAAAAGUCGAGUGGGAGAGCGAGAGGAUGGAGAUAGUGGGAUGUGUAAGGGUCGUGAGGUUUGCGAGAGGGGGAUAAUGAAGGAUUUGGGAAGAAGGUCUUUUUGUGAGGAGCGAGAAUGA